This is a messenger RNA of Bacillus rossius redtenbacheri, 1892 nucleotides long. Its product is annotated as putative protein MSS51 homolog, mitochondrial. The record is from RefSeq and is a predicted model, not a curated record. NCBI's taxonomy places the organism in Eukaryota, Metazoa, Arthropoda, Insecta, Phasmatodea, Bacillidae. The transcript has a single exon. The coding region runs from base 96 to 1370 and encodes 424 amino acids.
ACUUGAUGGACAUCUUAGGCUUCCCGCCAUUAUUUUUUGUUUAUUUUAUGAACACUUGUUUGGUUGUUGAUGGUUCAAGAUUUUUGUGAAAUGUCAUGAGCGAUCCCUAUAAUUUAUUUUUUUAUUGCACAGUAUGUCAUGUGUGCAAGUCGGCUGAAAAUGUUAAGACAUGCGGGGGAUGUAAAAUUAUAUCGUAUUGUAGUGUAUCACAUCAGAAACAACAUUGGUCCAUACACAAGAAAUUUUGUAAGUGUAUUCAGAAUCUUGCUACAAAAAAACAUUUAUCAUUCUUCGAGAUGGUGAAGAAAAGUGACGAAACUGUGGAAUGGCUGUGGAAUGAUUUUGGUUGUAUGGUCAUCAUGGAGACAUUUCUGGCGCGUAAGCUGUUGCCAUUUGAAAUUCAAAUGUUUAUGUUCCCAAAAGUGUGCGAAUUUUGUAGAGAGCUGUGCCAAAAUGAGAUGUACACUUGCAGUGAUUGCUUGUGUGUAUCUUAUUGCUCUAUUUUUCAUAAAGAAACGCUGUUCUCGUGCCACAAAGAAGUAUGCAAUUCCUUAAAACUGUGUUUUCAGUUGGAUAAAAUGAUUUUACGCAGCAGUGAUUUGUUUGGUGACUAUUCCGUUCCCUUCCAGGAAUCGUUGAUAUCGCUACCGCAAGACAUGUGUGCAUUCAUUAAACAUAAUUUUAGUUCAGGACCAGAUCCAUCCUCACAACAGGUGGCUUUAGCAUCAGAGUCGCUCACGUGCCCGUUAAGUUUGCUUUACUGCCUAGAAAAUAGAUUUAGUAAGAAUAAAUUAAUCCUUCAUGUGGUUGGUGCUAGUGUUUUUGAACUGACAUUCGUACAUGCUUGGGAAUCAGUGUUACAUUGGAUACCUUGCAUAUCAUCCUUAUGUAUUGUUUUUAUUGGUCCUGAAGUUGCAGAAUCCAUGAAAUGUAAGUGUGUAAGUAAUGUCUUAUGCCAAAAAUGUACAGAAAAGGGGGGAGUAAUGAUUACUAAGUUCUAUCGUAGUUUUUACCAUGAGUAUGUCAACUCUAAGUUUUUUGAAAUGCCAGAUGUUGUGUUAGUCUUCAAUUGUGGAUUGCAUGAAAAUGAAGGUACUGGGCAUGAUACGUGGAAAGAGUCAGUGCCGUAUCUAGUGGGCUAUGAGGAUGUGUACUUAUUGAUUAGUUCGUACACUGAAGUAGAGGCUGAAAAAGACCUUGAUAGGUUAAACCAUAGUAAAGCCAAGGCCACACAUUUGAAAGUAUGUGUGAAAAAUCCUUUUGCAAGUCUGAGGCCAAUGCGCACGUGGUUACAUAAUCAGCUUGGUGUGUAUUAUCAUAAUAAUUAUUUAUCUUUCAUAGGGUUGGGAAGAAAACCUUUUAAUAGUUAAUAAUAUAAACAAAGUAAAUAGCUGUGUAGGCUAUUAUUUUUCUUGAGUAAUUUUUCAUAAGAAUAUCCCAGCUUAAAAAAAAAAAAAAAAAAAAAAAAAAAAAAACAUGUCUGUAACAAAUCAAUAUUUAUGGUCUGCAGACCAAAUUGUAAUGAAAUGGCAAGCAGGACCUAACACAUAGUAGAUACUACUUCUUUUAAUGCUUAUAACAGGUAUUAUAAUUAGUUAUAAUUGUGUUUAGGCUGAAAACUUUUGUGUGUUUAACUGUCUUGCAAAUUUGAGAGGGUAAAGUGCAUCUAAUUUUGACAGCUGGUUUCAAUGUACACGUUUAAUAGCAACUGUCCAUACAGGCAAAUCAAUUCAGAGGACGGUGAAAAUCACCAAGUAAUUUUAAACGACGUGCUUCAGCUUGAACCACAGGGCUUUGUUUGGUGUAAACCUAGGAAAUUGUUUAUAAAUAUCUUACUUCGCGGCUUUUCCGCAAAGUUAAAAUAAAAUUACAAAAAUACCAUUUUCAACACU